UAUAUUUAAGUUAAAUAGAGCUUUAAGAUUGGUUUAGACGUUGAAUAAUAUAUGAUGUUGUUUCGGAGAUGUCUUAAAUUUACUGGAUCAAAAUGGAAUACCCAUAAUUUACUGUUUUCUGGAGCAAUUUACAGCGCACAGUCGGAAGUAAAUUGUACACUGGGUCGACGCACAUACGUUACACAAGGUUCAAACCAAAGAAAACGCUACAACGUUGGCCUGUUUGGUUGUGGGCGGAUUGCAGGCGUCCAUCUUAAAAACAUUCUGAGCAACCGUCGUCUGGACUUGAAAUGGAUUGUGGAAAACGAUAUGAGGCGAAUACAGGAAGUGAAGGACGAGUUCUACCUCGAUGGAAACACUCCUUUCUUCCCCUCCUCGGAGAGAGACAGACUUUUGUCGGAUAAAAGCCUCGACGCCGUUGUGGUCGUGUCACCCACCAGCACACAUACAGAGUACAUCGUCCAGAGCCUCAAACAUGGCAAGGACGUGUUUACGGAGAAGCCAGCGGGCGAGUCUGUGUCCGACAUUCGGCUGUGUUACGAGACGGCCGAAAAUACCGGAAGGACUUUCCUCACAGGAUUUACUAGACGUUUUGACGAUUCGUAUCGAGACGUGAAGUCUGCUAUCGACAAUGGAACCUUGGGGAAAUUACAGGUCAUCAAAACUACGACCAGAGACUCGCCCAAACCGUCGUACGAGUUUCUUAAGUCCAUCGGUCAAAGUGACGUAACGUCAUUUCACUUCAGACUGGAUAUCCUCAUGUCAACACUUAAUGACAAUAAAGGUGUGUAUCUCAUCAUGAUGAGGACGAUGAAUGUAUUUGGCACAGGCGGUAUGGCACUGGCAGAGAACCCCCGGGAGAUUUCUACAGUUAUAGACGGGGAAAGUGGUGGUUCCACUCGUCGACUCUUUAACUCCUUCCCACAGAGGUUUGAGGCACCAUUUGCUGCGGAGCUGGACCAUUUCAUUAACUGCAUGGAUGGAACUACUACUCCACUUGUUACGAAGGAAGAAAGUCUGUGUGUUGCUGACAUUAUCGAAAAGGGUGUACAGUCGUACAGAGAAAAACGUGUCGUAUUUUUCUGAGUUUAUGUGAAGUAGAUAGACAAUAAAUAGCUUAAAAAA
Messenger RNA from Mya arenaria, 1125 nucleotides. RefSeq names its product myo-inositol 2-dehydrogenase-like. Gene Ontology annotation, molecular function: oxidoreductase activity; nucleotide binding. NCBI's taxonomy places the organism in Eukaryota, Metazoa, Mollusca, Bivalvia, Myida, Myidae. Gene Ontology annotation, biological process: NADPH regeneration. The coding region runs from base 52 to 1086 and encodes 344 amino acids. Gene Ontology annotation, cellular component: cytoplasm. The transcript is spliced from 9 exons. The record is from RefSeq and is a predicted model, not a curated record.